Messenger RNA from Mytilus trossulus (common blue mussel), 1572 nucleotides. RefSeq lists its product as uncharacterized. The record is from RefSeq and is a predicted model, not a curated record. The transcript has 11 exons. Lineage: Eukaryota; Metazoa; Mollusca; Bivalvia; Mytilida; Mytilidae. The coding region runs from base 211 to 1572 and encodes 453 amino acids.
GUUAUUUCCGUCUGCAAUGUUUUUCACAUAAAUCAGAAUAACGUAUCAACCAUGUCAACUGGAUUGUUCUAUGUCUAUACAAAACGGAGAAACCUACUUUCUUUUUCUUUCUUUUUCUAAAAAUAGAUACACGGCAAUGGUUAUUAUUCUAAAUAAUUCGGAUGAAACUCUGAGGGAUGAAUAUACAAAUGGAAUACACGAUACAGAGAAAUGCGUCAUAUGCUUGGAGUACUGCUGAUGGCAUGCAUGUGUGAGAUGAUUAAAAGCAUACCUUCAUGUAAACCAAAUCAAAUGAUGCGAAAAGACAUAUCGGGAAACAAUAUAUGUUGUUACACCCUACUUUGUCGACAAGGACAAACAUUUGGGUUUUGUGAGCACGACCAGAGUUUUGAUACGUGUUCAGACUGUCCCGAAGGCACUUAUCAUCUCGACACCAUCGACACUUCAAAAAUGAAUACAGAAUUAGAUCCAUGUAUAUCUAAACCAACUUGUGAGCAACCUGAAGUAAGAUUAGAAAAUGGUAAAUGUAUAUGUGACAGAAGUCGUGGUUAUUAUGGAAAUGAUAUCUAUAACUGCAUGUUAGCAGAAAUGAUGUGUUCAAGUCCUGGGUUCGAACUCAAAGAAAAUGGCAAAUGUGAGCCCUGUGCUGAAGAUUUCUUCAAACCAGAAGCUAGUGCUGAAUACAACUGUAAACGCAAAUCUAGUUGCCACGUAUCUCAAGAUAUUGCUAGCAAUGGUUCUACUACAAUUGACAGAUCUUGUAAAGCUAAAAUAAAGAUAAAUCUUCCAGCAAUCAAACUAACUACAGAAAAUAAUAUUGAUAAUAAUGAUAAAAAUAAUAACCAAAGUACCAAAGAACAGCAAAAUUAUGACGUUUAUAUUGGAAUCAUCAUUGGUAUUAUCGUAGUGGCAAUAAUCCUUGUUGUUGUUAUCAUCGUGAACAAAACCUGUAGAGAUAAACCACUUCAAGUUUGUUUAUGUAUACGAACCUGGUCAGAUAACUGCCACAUAUAUGAGAAAGCAUCAAAUGACGUUGAUAACAAUAAGACAUACAAUGAAAUAGAUAGGUUAUCCAGUAGGAGUAUAUCUAAUACCUAUGAGGAAGCAUGUGUAUUGAUGUCCGGUAUCACAGAAAACAACGAUGUUACAAGUCAUUAUGAUAAUACCAGUACAAAAGAAAAACAUGUUUCAACGUCAAAAGAAGAAAUCAGAAAACCUCAUUUGGCUGAAGUUCACAGUUCAUUUGGUACUGAAUCAUUUCCUGAAUGUUCAACAGACAGAAGAUCAUCUGUAGCACAUGAGGAAUUCACAGAAUUGAUUUCGGGUGUAAAAUCAACUAGUCCUUGCAAACCGAUACAGAUAGAUAGAACAAAACAUUCACCCCAAAAAAUAAAAAGCAUUUCACACGAUCGGCACGAAAAAACGGCCAUAUCCGAUAAAAAUAGAAUAAACGUUGAAUACAGCGAUAAGAAUACAUUAACCUCAAGUGACAAUGAGCAAAUUGAACUGCAGUCAACACAAAUUCUUAUUCAUCCUCAUGAUGUGUCAAAGAGAAAACAUACAAAAAGUUAA